This is a messenger RNA of Aspergillus udagawae, 2283 nucleotides long. RefSeq lists its product as uncharacterized. Lineage: Eukaryota; Fungi; Ascomycota; Eurotiomycetes; Eurotiales; Aspergillaceae. The coding region runs from base 1 to 2283 and encodes 760 amino acids. The record is from RefSeq and is a predicted model, not a curated record. Gene Ontology annotation, biological process: transmembrane transport. The transcript has 3 exons.
AUGCUGCCUUGGUCAUAUCCUCUCCAUGGGCUUCUGAUCUUCCUUUUUGUUUUGAUCUUACCGUGUGAAGGUGCUUUUGUACGGCGUGUCCCGUGUGAGACAUCAGUCUUGAAUCGUUCGUUGGACGUCAAUCUCCACAUUGACAGUCUACACGGUAGCAUUCAUACGUCCGAAAAGGCAAGGACAUUGUCGUUAACCCUGCUGGGUUUCUACAAUGGAUCACAAGUUACCUGUACCGACGUUCAAUUGACAGAGGAGAAUGACUUGCGCUUCCGAGUGCUCGGCUACCCUGUUGGCCAUCUAGAUCGGAUUCAAAAGCAGUGUUAUUCCCCUCCAGCUCUUUGGAGGCUGCCGGAGUCACUACAAGCCUCCCAAUGGGAAUUGACUUACUCCCUUGCAUAUGGCCAUCCACUUCAUACUCUUGCCGGGGAAUUUGAAUUUAGUCUGCCUGAUGGCACUAAUAUUGGCUGUGCGGCUGCCCGCAUCACUCCCGACAUUGGGACUACUGCCUCGGCAGCCUUUACCUAUCUUCCAGCCGCCAUCAUCCUCCUGGUGGGCAUAGCUUCGUGGUGCAGACACACUCAGCAGAGAAGACGCUCAGUGCCCGAGCACGGAACCACAACCGCACCUCAGGAUUCAAUAAGAAAGAUUGUAGUCGAUGUGGCCGACUACGUGCGGUACCUUCAGUUCAUCUUCCUGGCUGGUUCCCUCACGACGGAAUAUCCGGGUUUCUACCAGCCUAUCGUCAGCCAACUGGCGUGGACAUCGCUGUUAUUUUGGAGCGGACCCAUCGACCACGGCUUCACGUAUCCCGGGAUAGAAGACGGAAUUUAUGCGACCAACGGUACCUGUGGACUGGAGUACAUGGCACAGAAUCUCGGAUUUCCCUCCAUGUUGGAUAUCAUGUUCGACGCUCUGAUAAAUCUGUGCAUUAUCGUAUCUGCGAUCGUGAUCAUAGUGCUGGUGGUAUGGCUGAUCGAGUGUGGGUCGCGGCAUGGCGUAACGUUCGACUCUGCCCUUGCGCAAAUACCAGAAGCAAGCCGUAGCAUCGUGGGCGCCACGCUUCUGUUCUUCAGCCUCCCUCUCUUGGCGUAUCUGGCAUAUCCAUUUGUCUUCGUCGGAUCUCUGCCCAGUUACCGCAUUUGUCUGAUGGUCUUGAUGAUUGGGGUCCUUGUCGGCUCGAACCUCUUCAUCGCUCGCUAUCAGACGAUACGGAAGCCGAGGAGAUCCGAUCCCGACACUUCCAAGGCUUCCCCUCGGUUUCAGACGUCCGUGGAGUAUAUGGCUCAUUAUCUUCUUUACUGUCUUCCACUCAUUCAGGGUCUAGCCAUCGGUGGUCUGCAGCUCUGGGGCUGGGUACAGCUACUCCUGCUCGGCGGAUGCGAAGUGGCCAUUCUCGCCCAUCUCGCCCUUCAGCGACGGACGAAAGUUAUCCUUUCGAAAAGUGCCUGGUGUACUGCUGUCCGCUUGUUGACGCUCAUCCUGAGUGUUGCCUUUGUGUGCCCGUCUCGCGAGAUAACAAGGCAAUGGAUAGGCUAUUUCAUCUUGGUUCUUCAUGGUGCUGUAGUCGUGUUCGGCUUUUUGUUCAUCUCGCUUUGGCAUAUAGGACGGUUCGCCAUUAAAGGACCCGAUCGUAGGUUUGCCUGCGAUGGAUGGGCGCGUUCAAGUCCAGUUCCGCAUUUGAACCUAGCCGAGCUCCCAAGCCCAAGCGGCAAAAGCCGGAAACUAGACGGGAAACAUCUAGAGGUCAAUUCUUUCGACAGCAUCUCCGAUCGCUACCGUCCAGGUUCUUCGCGCAGAAUCUACAGAGGCUUUGAAGAUUGUCCAGAUAUGCCGAACUCUCCCACUUUGCUAGGAGCCACAGCGCCAUAUUCACCGAACGCUUCGGCGUUUUACAGACCCCCGCGAUCUCUCAAUGGCAGAGUCGCUCCUUAUGAGUACGAGAACAUUGACCCUGAUUCGAUCGGUUCAGCCAUCGAGCCACCCCAGUCGGCGCAGACAGAUUCCAGCUCGUCGCAACAUUCAAGCGACGCCUUCGACGAGCUGUUACAGUUGCCGAGCAAGUCGGGCGUCGACUAUUCAGUCCGUGAAUCGGAUUUGUAUUAUGGCCGGUGUCGUGAUGAUUCAGAGCCGUUACAAGAGUCUUCAAAUGAAAGCACGGACAAGGGCCAGUCGAGUCGACAGACAUUUUUGAAUUGGAAACGCAGUACAACCGAGCGGUUCAAACAGACGAAGGCAAAGGAGAAGAGUUUUCAAGUAAUGAGACCACCGCGGCCAAUGUAA